This is a messenger RNA of Hymenoscyphus albidus, 366 nucleotides long. The record is from the annotation of a GenBank genome assembly. Lineage: Eukaryota; Fungi; Ascomycota; Leotiomycetes; Helotiales; Helotiaceae.
AUGCGCUUCUCACUCGCCCUCGUUGCUGCCGCCAACAUUUUGGCUCUUGUCUCUGCUGCCCCAGCCGAAGCUGCUGCUGGAGCUGUUUCCGGUAAGCGAACCCUUCGAAAUGCGUUCGAAGAGGAAGUCAGAAGAACAUCCAAACGUCUUCAAGAACCCGUAUAUCUAUCUCAAGAAGUGAUCUAACUCAGAGUCCUCCACAGGUACCACCGCCGGUGCGGAAAUUAGCACCGUUUCUGGAUCUUUCAAGACCCUUGACACCUCUGCUGGUAAGCGUCCACCCCACUCAUCAUUUUGAAGUGAGAUAUUAAAAAGCUCGUUCAGCUCCUGGAACUGAUGCAGCCAAUGGAUACUGCGGUAAUUUGA